Molecule: messenger RNA, 3486 nt
Organism: Gasterosteus aculeatus aculeatus (three-spined stickleback)
Lineage: Eukaryota; Metazoa; Chordata; Actinopteri; Perciformes; Gasterosteidae
Product: palmitoyltransferase ZDHHC3
Molecular function (GO): palmitoyltransferase activity
Source: RefSeq, a predicted model, not a curated record
GAGAAAGCGCCGCCUGACAGACCGCGCCGAGGGCAACGCCGCCCCCGCGGGGAGUACCGGACUUCCUGCUCAGCUCCGCGUUGGGUUUCCCUGCGAAGCUCCCAGGACCGCGCGGUGGCAGAAGCAGUAGGUAGGCGGCGACGCCCUGUCCUCCUGCCGCGGCAAUUAGCGCCUGAUUAGGCGAAUCAACGCGGGGUCGAAACCGAGGCGGCGGAGGAAGGGAACGCCGGGCUCGCGGACAGCGUCGCGCCGCAGAUCGGGCGGGUUAGCCGGCAUCGCGCUAGCUGAGCGCGGCGGCGCAGGAGACGCUUCGGGGUGUUUUAACUUCUCAAGGCUCCGAAAAUACGCCCGAUAAGACUUCAGGCAACUUUUCUCGACGAACCCGGAGAGCGCGAGUAUGCGGCCGCAGCCCCGGGCCUUGUAGGAUGAAGAGUCCGGCGCAUCGCACCCGGGACAUCGAGAGGCAGGCCGACUACCUGAGGCCCGAGCACUGCGCCCCUCCCCCGCCGCGCAACUCCUCCGGCACCAUGUGGUUCAUCCGCGACGGCUGCGGCAUCGUGUGCGGCGUCAUCACCUGGUUCCUGGUCUUCUACGCCGAGUUCGUGGUGGUGUUCGUCAUGCUGCUGCCCGGCAAGAACGUGAUCUACACCCUCUGCAACGGCGUGAUCUUCAACGGCCUCGCGUUCCUCGCGCUCGCCUCUCACGCCAAGGCCAUGUGCACGGACCCGGGCGCCGUGCCUAAAGGGAACGCUACCAAAGAAUUUAUCGAAAGCCUGCAGCUCAAACCGGGACAGGUGGUGUACAAGUGUCCCAAGUGCUGCAGCAUAAAGCCGGACAGGGCGCACCACUGCAGUGUGUGCAAACGCUGCAUCAAGAAGAUGGACCACCACUGUCCCUGGGUGAACAACUGCGUCGGGGAGAACAACCAGAAGUACUUUGUGCUCUUCACGAUGUAUAUUUCACUAAUAUCCUUCCAUGCGCUAAUCCUGGUGGCCCUGCAUUUUGUGUUCUGCUUUGAAGAUGACUGGACAAAGUGCAGUAACUUCUCCCCCCCGGCUACGGUCGUCCUCCUCAUCCUCCUCUGCUUCGAGGCUCUCCUCUUUCUGCUCUUCACCGCGGUCAUGUUCGGCACCCAGGUCCACUCCAUCUGCAGCGACGAGACGGGCAUCGAGCAGCUCAAGAAGGAGGAGCGACGAUGGGCCAAACGGUCCAAAUGGAUGAAUUUGAAGGUGGUGUUCGGCCAUCCGUUCUCGAUAGCCUGGCUGAGUCCCUUCGCUACACCCGAUCACGGCAAGGCAGACUUGUACCAGUACGUCGUGUGAGGGCCGGACGUCCGACUGGGCGCUGCCGUGGACAGAGAUGGAACUCCUCUUAACCACCUCUACGUUUUCCUUUCGUUUGUGGAUAUUAUCUAUAUUUCAGAAACCUGCGGUGGUUAUUUAAAGAAAGAAAAAAACAAACAUGACAACCUUCCGUUCUUUUCUAUUGCAUUGUUUCCCUCUUGCUGAUGACUGAGAUUAUCACGGUUCCGCUCUGCGAAGACCAGAAGGAGACGUUCUAAGAAAGACACUGAGGUCCUCGUGCAGCAUGUCGGAUCCUUGCCUGCUACCAAGUGUUUGCCGUCUGGGCGCCGAGAUGGACUCGUGGUUCUGUGCGAGUUGUCAGGAUCCUCUUCAUUGACUGUAUUCCUGUACGGAUGAUUUGCCUUAGAACAGCGCAUCAGUAUUUUUAAAACACAUUCUAUCAUUUUUGCCUUAACGAGAUGGUCAGUGUGAGACAGGAUCGUGGUGGUUUAUUGCAAUCUUUCAUUUUUACUUGUUGUGUCUUUCCUUAGUGCUGGAUAGGUAGAAUCUUAAAGUCCGGGUUGAUUUGGCAUCACCUGUGGUUACAAGGGGUGACAACAAGUGCCCUUUAAUACUACAGUUACACACACACACGGACAAGCAGCCGAUGUUGAAUCUAAUUACAUGCUCAAGAUUGAAAAAUGUGAAAGGAAACCCACAUAGCCAAACCAAAGAGGGGGAAGCUUAAACUUCAUUGACUUUAUUAUGCGCGUGGAGGUCGUCUUAAUGAGGCGCGAGAAUGACGGACUCCUCCACUAACCAAGAAAAACACUACGCAGGUAAAAAGUGGAUUUAUCUACAUUGAAAGCCCUCUUGCUAAAAAAGGCCUGAACAUAAAUAGAAUCAGAACGGUUUCAUUCCAUAAAAGUCUGAUAGGAUUAUGAAUGAUACUUACUUGUAAUGGUGUACGGCUUGUAAUGGUGGAUGGUUUUACAAUCCAGCAACUAGUUUGCACAGUGUCCUUCUCUUGACUAUUUGGACUCUUUGUUUUCCAACCAUGUAAAUCACAGGCGAGUAGGAGGUCGGGGACUAAAAACGGUUCACGUUGCUCUCUGAAUGCACCGACCCCGAGUGGAAUUCACUGGGUCUGUAAUUGAUGGAAUUUGCUUGUGGAUAAUCCAGUUUGUCAUAGGUUGCAGUCGUGAGCCUGACUGGAGGGAUAAAAAGCCUUACAGGAUAAAAUGCUGAAAUUUAGGCCAUUGGAAAUUGUUCACCGAGGCCUGACGGCCCACAUUUGAAAUGCACAUGUUAACUGUUGCGGCUGUGAAAGGAUGCCGGACCAGUGCGAGGAGAAUAUUUUACCUUUGGUGAGGAAAUGACCCAGUGACCAACACUAUAAAUGCCUUUGCUCUAAUGUGUUUGAAAGCCUUACUGUAUUUUUAAAAUUGGCGUUUUGAAGAUUAUUAAAGGACAUAUGUUGCCAAAUUUACUGCUGAUUAAAGGCAAUAAAUCUACCAUUUCAGGAGUUAACCACAAUCAAGUGCAACGUUUUCUUAAGGUUCUUUUAACAUUACUGGAGUUUUUUGUGACGAUCUGAAGAUGCAAUGGUUACUAUCCAGUUUACACAUACAGUUCACCAGCUUUCUUAAUUUCUUUUUCUUGAAUUGUUUAAUAUAUAUUUUGCUGUCCGGUAUGAAUACUAUUUGUAGUACUUACACUUUUUUUUCUCACUCUGGUGUUUGUUUAAAGGGGAAUUAAAUAAAACUAUGUAUGUGACUUUCUAUAAGCUUUGGGGUGUUUGAUUGACCUUUUUUAUAUUUUAGCAAAAAAGGUAAAAGAGAUUUGGAUCCUUUUAAAAUCAGGGACAGUUUACUGUGGGGGGGUUAGUGGCCAUCCAAUCCCCGUACGCCCAAAGCGAGAGCUGGCCGGGACAGAAGACCCUGGACCAUCUGGAGAGCUUAGAUCUCCUUUGGGUCCUCCAGUCAGAGCUGGUAGAUGUGGCCACAAAAAAGGGAAGUUUGGGGUUUUCUGCUGGAACUGCUGCCACCGCGAUGAGGGGGAAAAUAACAAGAAUGUACUGUCUUUGAUGUAAAUAAAAAUCAUUUUGAAAUUUGUAAUGAAGUAAUUCAAAUGACUAACAGAAAUUUGUAAAUGACAUACAAAAAGUAUAUAAAGAUUGUAUAAAUAAAUUUCAUAAUUCUAA